Molecule: messenger RNA, 575 nt
Organism: Salmo salar (Atlantic salmon)
Lineage: Eukaryota; Metazoa; Chordata; Actinopteri; Salmoniformes; Salmonidae
Source: RefSeq, a predicted model, not a curated record
AUGCGUGAGGCAAGGGAGAGGUUGAAGGCCAUUAAACACACACACAACCUCUUCAAACUGCAGCAGUUCAUUUUCAUGAGGUCACGAGAGCAUGCUCAUGAUAGGACAGAACAAGUGGCAUCAGUCAUGCAGGUGAGACCAUCUCUCAACAGUUAUUCUCACAGGUCCUUUGUCUGUAGUUACCCACACGAUGAAGUGAAUCGACUGAGCUGUGACGAAGCCAGGAACUACUACGGUGGUGUGGUAAGCCUUAUCCCACUAGCACUGGAGCUACUGCAAAGGAUGGCCAGUUCCUACACCUAUUGCGGCCAGGACAACACGUCUGCUGGGAAUCCUAAUGUGGAUGUGCUUGAGUCCUCAGGACAGCUGGUGUGGGAGACGUGUCUUUCAGCCUGACUGGGCACGCUACUGGUGCUCCUAACACUAGGAAGACCCAGGUUAAGAGAACAGGCGCGUGGGCAUGCAAUCAAGCCAGCCUGGAGACCUCUGGGCCUUACCACCAGGAUUAGGCAUUAGGCCUUUGACCAUUCUCUAUUUUACAUAAAUCAGCAUUGCAAUAAAGUUUGUUUCUCUUG